AAGUAUUUUACAACCGAUCCCAUAGUAAUUUGACACGAUGGCAAUGCUACUCCGCGGCAAGCGCGCUCUGGUUGUGGGGCUCAUGAAUAAGCACUCGCUGGCUGCGGGGAUCACCCAAUCUCUCCUCUCUAGCGGUGCAAGUGUCGUGGUGUCCUCUAAAACACCUUUGAGCGAGAGCCACAUAAAGAGUUGCGCCUUCGAGAUCCCCGACACUGUUGAUGCUCCGAGUCCAGCAUUGCACUUCGAACCGUGCGACGUCGAGAGCGACGAGAGCAUCGACCAGUUGAUGCAACGCUGUGGACAGAUUUUUAGCGGAGAGCUGGAUAUUUUGGUGCAUUCGGUGGCGUUUGCUCCCCGUGAAGCCUUCACCAACGGAUUGUUAGAUACUCCCAGGGCUGCGUGGGCGCAGGCGUUGGAUGUGAGUGCCUACAGUUUGGUGGCGUUAACAAGAGCAGCGAAGCCACUAAUGGCUAGCCAAGAGGGUGAGGCACGAGACCGCAGUGUGUUGGCGUUAACGUAUGCUGGGUCGACCAAGGUGGUGCCAAACUACAAUGUAAUGGGCCCGGCGAAAGCUGCGUUGGAGGCUACAGCAAGACAACUAGCAUAUGAGCUUGGACCGGAAGGAAUCCGGGUCAACUGUCUGAGUCCUGGACCUAUGAACACGGUGUCGGCACGAGGGAUUCCCGGUAUCUCGGUAAGUUUGCAUAUAUUUUAAAGUUUUCAGUGUGAGAUGGCUGAAGGUGGUUUUUGUCGUAGAAAAUGAGGAAAUACGCUGAGAAUCAUGCCCCUCUGCGUCGCAACAGCUCAAACGGUGAUGUUGGAUCCGUUGCUACCUUCCUGUCGAGUGAUCUGGCUGCGGCAAUCACGGGGCAAACUAUCUACGUUGACGGUGGUUUGGGCGCGAUGGCUCCAUAUGCAAGGGAAGAAGAAUAAACAGGGACACUUCAUACUUGAAGGAAGUAGGUUAGUGUGAGUUACCUACGUCACAAUGGCGCGUGGUCUAUCUCUCUUCCUCAAGGACGAUACAUGCUGGAGCUUCUGAUGGUGCUUACAUACUCUGGUCUUCUAUCUCCU
Phytophthora nicotianae INRA-310 is the source of this 1074-nucleotide messenger RNA. RefSeq lists its product as hypothetical. Gene Ontology annotation, biological process: fatty acid biosynthetic process. Gene Ontology annotation, molecular function: enoyl-[acyl-carrier-protein] reductase (NADH) activity. Bases 38 to 715 code for a protein of 225 amino acids. Lineage: Eukaryota; Oomycota; Peronosporomycetes; Peronosporales; Peronosporaceae. The transcript has 3 exons. The record is from RefSeq and is a predicted model, not a curated record.